GCAGACUGUCGAGGCAUUUCUGCCAGUCUGAUCAUCGCACAAUAUCUCCCAUGGUUCGUUGUGUCUGGUCAGAGUUCUUCAUACAAUCGGAUUGCGUUGUAUCCUUUUUCUACUGUCUUUCUUUUCAGUUGGUGCCGAGGAAUCUAAUCUCUGUGACCAUUACAAGCCUGUACAAGACUCUUUCAUGAAGCAAGAAGAAUAUGGAGUCGCCAGGCAGCGAACUCUCCAUGGACAGCACGGAUUCGUCACCGGCGGACUCUACUUCUGCUGACUCCCCUCCUGCGCAGGCCAUCUCGAGUAUGAGUGAGGACCGGAAUCCUCCAACCAUGGACAGCACUACUAUAAUCGAUAAUGACGACUCAGCCUCAGACAUAUCUAUGUCUACAGAUUCGGACGAUGAAGAAGAGGAAGAACAGGACAAUGCGCCCUCCCAGGCGAUUCAAGUUUCGACAGCUCCAGCAUCUACGGUCUUGGAAAGCCCGGAAGUACCAGAAGAAACGUCCAAGAAGAGAAAGUUUUCCAUUUCUGAAGAUACUGCCAAUGGUCUCCACAACAUCCCUCGUUUAGAAGUACACAAGCGUCUCAGGGCCGAUGGUGCGAUCCAACGGCACCGGAUGGCAGACAAUCGUCUACGAAAGGACCGAUCUCUCCUCCCACCUGAGAUUUGGCAUCAUAUAUUUACUUUCUGCCCCCCAAGAGUUUUGGGUAUUUUGUUGCAAGUCAACAAAUCUUUCAAUGCCUAUCUUGAUCCUUCUUCAGCUGGUCCAUCACUUGAACCCCUUUCCGUCUCAAUCACACAAAUCCUGACGCCGGCUUCCAUUUGGCGAGCCUCCAGAAGUCUCUACAAUUUACCUAGUAUGCCGAGUCCAUUGUUAGGAAUGUCCGAGUUGGAUAUGUGGAAGCUAGCAUGUGGCUCUACAUGCCAAUCCUGUGACAAGAAGAGGCAGCCCAACUACUCGACCCCUAUUGAUCAAUGGCAUCUCGGCCCUGGUGAAAAAAGUGUCAUCCCUAUCUGGUCAUUUGGAACCCGCUACUGUGGGCUCUGCUUACAGAAAGAAUCUAUGAAGGAAAUCGACCUCUUGCUCUCUUCGUCUAUUCCCUCGCCGUUGUUGACUGCUCUGCCCUUCGUCUUCUUUACCAAUGAGCUCAACGUUAUCUCUCCAUCUACGAUAGAGAGUGGGCAGCCCCCGGCUGGUGUACUUGUUGCGAAGCACUUCUCCAAAUCUCAAAUCGAAGCGAUAAAACUGAAAUUUGAGGAGGUCAAAGCCUUGGGAUUGGCCACAGCAGAGGAGUGGUUAAAAGGCUUGGAUGGUCAAGGGCAGGAAAAGAAGAGCGAUGCAGCUCGGUGGGAACGCUGGGAAGCUCAAGGAGGCCUCACUCGCAUGCGCAACUUGGAAGCUAUAGAGGCUGCGAGCAGACUUUUACGAACCGCAUCAGCGAGGACAGCUGCAGCAUCCUCCACAACUAAUGGUAACUUUUCCGUGUACCAAUCCAACGGCUCUUUGCCAAAGCCUCCUCACCUUCCAAAUAAUUCGACCCAACAUCUCCCGAUGGCAGUACACAGCAUCAUCGCAAGUUCCGGCCCGCCCCGAUUUGGGUCGCCAAUACAGAAUGGGUUUGCAUCCUAUACGUCUCGUCAACCUCAACUACCAAAACAUGAAAGAACAAAGGAGGAGGUAGCCGAACUGAAAUUGGCCCGAAAGGCAGAGAUUGAACGACGAUGCAUGCUACUAAACUCGCCUAUAACCCCUGCAGUUUUAGCUCACAUGCCCUCAUUUCAGGCCGCCAUUCAGAUCAUCCAGCCCGUGACUGACUCUGCUUGGGAAGUAUUGGAGCCAAGACUUCUUUCACAACGUGAGGAAGCCGAACAAAGAGAGAAAGACAGACUCGCUCAGACCCGAGUGGUUCAAGAGCAAGAGCGUCGCGUUCUAGACUCACAAGCCAGAUCUGACUCCAAGGAUCCCUUGGAUCGGGAAUGGGACGACUUUCAAGCCCCUCUGCGUGCUCGGAUUGGUGGGUAUGCCGAUGAAAUCAUCCGUGAUGGUUGGAAUGGUGGCGAAAAGGUAUCCUACGAGACGUCUCCACACUUUGCCGCCGAUGUCUUGAUCUAUGUCCGGAAAAGAUUCUAUGCUGAGAUUGCCAAAGACGAAGCAGCCAUCCGUGCGACUGGAAGGGAACCAGAAGCAGACCCACCCAAUGGCCCAUACACCCGGAGACUUAUUUUGGAGAACAUGAAAUGGGUUUUCGACACCAAAGUGAAGCCAUACACUGAGCAAUACCGUAAGGAACUCUUUCUUUGCAAUGCUUGCGAUUAUGCAUCCAAGUACUAUGGCUUUGAGGGUGUUAUCCAACACUUUGCUGCCAAGCAUACGAGCGCCCUUAGUUCUGGAAGCGUGGUCGUUCAUUGGAAAUCGGAAUGGCCUGAAUAUCCCCCCUUCAAUCCGGAUCCUUCCAGCAGUUCCAUGAAGCCCUAUUAUCCAGCGGUGCCGUCUGUCAGUGUUCCAUACUCAAGUGCACCACCGGCCAUGCAGCCUAGUUAUGGUUAUGGUGGGUACCAGCCAGCACCUGUCUCUGCCCCAACACAAGUACACCCCGUGCAAAGCUACCAGGACAACUCGGGUUCUUAUUACAACAAUACGCAGUAUGGAGACCAGUACUCUGCGCCUCAGAAUGGAUCCUAUGCCCCCUCUCCAGUGUACCAAGAACCUUCCACGGGGUAUCAGGCUUCGCAGUACUCUGUACCGCAUCCACAAACUAACGGGUACAAUGACGCUCCUCAAGGCUACCCGCAGCAGACUUACAGCGGUCAAUACACAUCGGGUAGUCAAGGGAUGUAUGCAUCACCCCAGAUUGCACCCCUGUAUCCCACGACAGCCCCUGAUGUGACAGCUCAGCAAGUACCAUAUGUUCCACCACCUAGUGAGUAUGGUUCGUCAUAUAAUCCGCCAACUACAUACCCACCAGCAAACUAUAACCAGCCUCCCCAAAGAACAGAGGAAUACACAGCUAGACUCCAAGAUCUGGUCAAAAAUGCCCGUAACAUUUGGAGCUCUAUUGGUAGCCUAAAGGAAGUUCCAGGAAGCCUCAAGGUUUAUACGAUCAUUUUUCACAUUCUACAGAGAUUUCGAUCCACUUUCCAGGAAGAUCCUUCGCUCUCCAUAUUGGUGGAUGGUUUAUCUAACAAUAAGGACAUGCGCCCAGUCAGGAACGUCAACGGCUUGGUCUGUAAAGCAUGCAGCUUAGGUAUGAUUGGGUCUGUUCCAACUGCCCAGAAGAAGCAUUUCUCUUUUCCUCAGCUUGUCAAUCAUUUCCAUUCCGUCCACGAGCAAGGAGUACCGCAUGACACACUUGGCCAUAUUCCGGAUUGGACCAAGGAUAUGGUCGAUCUCCCGGACAUCUCCAAAUUGUCAUCUGUUGUCAAUGCCCCCGGCAUGGAUGACCAAAAGCUGAGAUUAUUUACUGAUGCCCUUCCUGAAAUCAUACCUGUUCCUGAACCGCGUAUGGAGGAGCCACAAAACGGUUUCAAUGGACAUUAUGAGGACAGAGCAGGACCAGCUUCUUACACCGAACUCGCCCCAUCUCAAGACAAUCACGAGAAAUACUAUGCUACCGCUGAUAGAGGCAGGCCAACAGAGCCUGACAGUGUGCCAGAGGACACUGGGGAGUAUGAUCCACGCAAUCCUGGGAACAUGUCAUUCGACCAACAACCCAUCUACAAAGCUCCUCGGAGUAGUCGACCAUCUGGAGAAUUCACCAGGGACCAUGAGCCUGUGCAACGAUAUCGUCGUUACGAGGACGAGCCGCGCAGAGAAGUCUACCAAAGUCAUUCUGACCGCCAGUAUGUUGAGCGGAGGCCGUCCUCCUCCUAUGGUAUCCCUGUUGCAGAAUACGAACGGGUCCUUAUUCGUGAGGAAGCUCCUAUCUACCUGGACAGACAACCUCGUUACCAUGACUCCGGCGAGGUUGAGUACCGAGUGAGACGCGAGCCUCCGAUCAUGAGAUAUGAUGAAGUAGAGAUGGCACCACCCGGAAGAGAAUAUAGAGUUGCGAAUACUCAAGCAUUCCAGUCCAACAGGGACGACAUUCCAUUAGCUGACGGACGGGCAAGCCAUACACGUCCGGGAGAAGAUGCUGCAUCUCAGCAAAGCCGAAUCAUCGAUGUAGUUGCCCAAAUAUCACAGCAUGCACAACAAGCUCGCGAGAGACAGCCGGUUCGAGAAGAGCCUUUGGAAACCGGCUCGGAAGACGGUGAAGUUAGGGUCGAGAAUGGCACCCGUCCAGCAGAAGCUCGCCCUACACCAACAGACGAAGCAACCAAUGAUGCCGAACGCUUCUUGAACAAUUUCCGACCUGGUGAAAGCAACGAAGGCACGCCAAAGAUUAUUCCAGAGCCAGAACGCCGUAGAGAUGAUGAACCUCGACCUGCAUGGGAAGCUGAUCGGAAUGGAAGCAGCAGAGCAUAUCAAGCUCCUUUGGAACCCCAGCGCCGGGGGCAAGAGUACGACGAAGAGGAACGAUACGUCCCAGGCCGGCGACUAGUAAACCCUGCUGCUGAGGAUGAGUACGGUAUUCACGAACGAGCGCCUCUAUCACGACCAUCACGAACUUACGCAUACGAUGAUCGGUAUGUGAGCUCGGUCCCUGAGCAGGUACGAGAUCGAUCACCAGAAUUGGUCGAUCGUCGCUACAAGCUGAACAACGUUGUCUACCGCGAUGAGAGACAAGGUAGCAGCAAUGGCACUCAUCGUACGCCUAGUAGAUACGCUAGGUACGAAAGUGUCCGACUCGAGAACGACCGUGCUCGUUCGAGGUCACCAGUAUACGUUAAGAUGGGCCCCCAACCCGGACAAUACCGGGAACGCUCCCAAGGAGCCGCUCCACCCCUCCGUCAAGAGCCUAUCUAUCGCGCGCGAACACCUCAGCAACAACAAGCUGGAGAGGAGAUCGCUUACGAGAGACCGCCUCCUCCUCGACAAGAGUACUACCGCGUCUAUGCCGAUGAACGUGAACCUCGACCUCGUGCGCCUCAAUACGCUGCUGCUGAACCUGCUUACGAAUACGUCCGAGUUCAAGAUCCACAAGGCGACUACAUGAUUCGUAGACCUGUUCGUCGAGAGCCUGAACCCGUUUAUUAUGAAGAUGAGGUCUAUGCUCGACAACCGGUGUACGAGAGUCGUCCUGCAAGAGCAGAGCCACAAUAUGAGGAAUAUGAUCCCAGACAGCCAGCACCAGGUCCCGGCCCCGCUCCCGCGCCCGUUCGACAGGCCAGGUAUCAGUGAUGUUCGGGGUUCUCGAUUUUUCAUUUGUCCUCUUCACAAAAGCUCGCUUAUUUCUUUUUACUUCUUGUAUUGUACAUUACGUGUGAUAUCAC
Molecule: messenger RNA, 5371 nt
Organism: Mollisia scopiformis
Lineage: Eukaryota; Fungi; Ascomycota; Leotiomycetes; Helotiales; Mollisiaceae
Exons: 3
Coding region: 201-5279 (1692 amino acids)
Molecular function (GO): protein binding
Source: RefSeq, a predicted model, not a curated record